This is a messenger RNA of Trichechus manatus latirostris (Florida manatee), 2949 nucleotides long. RefSeq names its product NFKB inhibitor epsilon (gene NFKBIE). Gene Ontology annotation, molecular function: NF-kappaB binding. Lineage: Eukaryota; Metazoa; Chordata; Mammalia; Sirenia; Trichechidae. Bases 216 to 1298 code for a protein of 360 amino acids. The record is from RefSeq and is a predicted model, not a curated record. The transcript is spliced from 6 exons. Gene Ontology annotation, biological process: cellular response to tumor necrosis factor. Gene Ontology annotation, cellular component: cytosol.
GCUACGCUGAGUAGCCGCUGCGGUGGAUCUGGUCUGUCUCCGACCCUUGUCUACACUUCUGGUCGACCCCUCGGACCCUCCAAAGCCCAGGAAGGAGGCCACUUUGGGCCAGGUGCCAGCUCAGCGAGGCGGCCCCGCAACCCGGAAAGGCAGCGCAGCGGAGUCCGGAGCCGGAUCCUGCUGGAACCCGGCCCCCGCGGGCCGGCGCCGCGGGCAUGUCGGAGGCGCGGAAAGGGCCGGACGAGGCGGAUGAGAGCCAGUAUGAUUCCGGUAUCGAGUCUCUGCGCUCUUUGCGCUCCCUGCCCGAGUCCACCCCGGCCUCCGGGCCCUCCGACAGCGGCAGCCCCCAGCCCUGGACCCAGCCCCGGGGAAACGCCAAGGAGCCACAGGAGAAGGAAGACGCGGAUGGGGAGCGGGCUGAUUCUACCUAUGGCUCCUCCUCACUCAUCGAACCCCUGCCUUUGCUGGGGGGCGCCGAGGCCGAAGACCCUGCCCCAGGCUCGCCGCUCCUCCCCGCGGGGGCGCUGAGCCCUCAGCAGCUGGAAGCACUUACUUACAUCUCCGAAGAAGGAGACACGCUGGUCCACCUGGCAGUGAUUCACGAGGCCCCAGCUGUGCUGCUUUGUUGCCUGGCUUUGCUGCCCCAGGACGUCCUGGACAUUCAGAACAACCUUUACCAGACAGCGCUUCACCUGGCUGUACAUCUGGACCAGCCGGGUGCAGUUCGGGCUCUGGUGCUGAAGGGGGCCAGCCGGGUGCUACAGGACCGGCAUGGUGACACAGCCCUGCACGUGGCCUGCCAACGCCAGCACCUGGACUGUGCCCGCUGCUUGCUGGAGGGGCGGCCGGAGCCAGGCAGAGGACCGCCUCACUCCCUAGACCUCCAGCUGCAAAACUGGCAAGGUCUGGCCUGUCUGCACAUCGCCACCCUGCAGAGGAACCGGCCACUGAUGGAACUGCUGCUUCAGAAUGGAGCUGACAUUGAUGUACAGGAAGGCACCAGCGGGAAGACUGCGUUGCACCUGGCUGUGGAAACCCAGGAGCGGAGCCUGGUACAGUUCCUGCUCCAGGCUGGUGCCCGGGUGGAUGCCCGUAUGCUCAACGGGUGCACUCCCCUGCACCUCGCAGCUGGCCGGGGCCUCAGCAGCAUCUCAUCCACCCUGUGCGAGGCAGGAGCUGACUCGCUGCUUCGGAAUGUGGAGGAUGAGACACCCCAGGACCUGGCUGAGGAUCCCUUUGCUCUUUUGCCCUUCGAUGACCUGAAGAUCUCAGGGAAGCCGCUUCUGUGUGCUGACUGAAGCCCAGGCAGGGUCUGGGGCCCUGGGGUGCCUCCUCUUCCCAUCUGGAAGCUGAAGCCACAGCUGCUGCAGUUUGGGCCCAGGCAAUGUACCAUUCUGGUGCCUUGGGGAUUGCAGGGGCCACAGCCUGGGGCCAGCACAGUCCUGAGCUGAGAGGAGGGAUCAAAAGGUAGAGAGAGCCAGUCUGGAAGGACAAGCUUCCCCAGUGGAUGGAGACUCUCAGAAGACCCCCAGAGGUAUCCCAGGCAUCCUGGGCGAAGCUUGUUUGCCCCUCUGGAAGAUGGCAGAGGCUCCUGUUUCUGCCCACGUUGGAUCAGCCGAAAAUUGCCAACCAGUGCAAAAACAUGGACUCUCCUGAGUGAGAGAGGCUGAAACAUAAGCAAGCAGGACCCUGAGGGGGUCCCAUCUUACUGCUGUUGAGGACUCUAAAAGACUUGUUUAAAGACUUCAUGCAGAAAGCCCUGGCUGAAAUGAGCCUUUGGGGGAGGGGAAGUUUCAGUAAUAUGACACUAAAAUGGUAGACUUUUUAAAAGUUUUCCCCUCUAGAGUUGUUUUGUGCGUAUGCAUAUCUAUGUGUGUGUGUUGGGGAUUUUUAGACAGGCCUGCCCUGUGACCUUGUGGUAGAAGCAGAGGGAGAGAAAUUGUCCCCUGGGCAGGGUAGGGCCUUAGUGGGUGGGGGUGGAAUACAGUGGGUAAUAAUCCUCAGGCCCUCCUUUCUUACAUCUCAGACACCUGUCCUUUCUAUGGAAAUGCAGGUGGAGAGAAGGAGGGAUGGGAAGACACAGGCCCUGGAGGCCUCGUCACUCUCCUGGCAGCUGCCAUCUGGAAGAGCUAGUUUAGGGAGGGUGGGCAACAAGGGAGCUGUGACUUAAAAAAUUUUUUUUUCCUCUUUCCACACCUGUUUGAGGACCCUGCGAGGUCAGGCCUACGCUGGGGUGAAGAACAUGGGGGUGUAAACCAACAAGGUGUCUGUCACUUGGAGCUUAUAGUCUAGUGAGACAGUCCUGAAAAUCAUAAACUUACAAGUAAAUAUGUGAUUAUAAGUUGCGGUAAGUGCUGUGAAGGAAAAGAAUAGUGAGAAUGAAAAUGCUUUGGGUGGUCAGGGAACUCCUCUUAUUUCAACUCUGACGACAUAAGGAUGAGUAAGGGAUGACUGCGGACUGCAUUCAGAAGACCGGCCUCUGGUGAAUUAGAGGAACUAAGAGCAGACCAGUGGGACUCUACGCCGGGUAGGUGAGUGGGCGAGGAGGACAGGGGCCAAGCCAGGCAGAGCCUUGAAGGUCAUGGGGAGUGGGGGACAGGAUUGCUGACCCAGACAAAAAGGGAAGGGGGCAUCUCCAUCCUGUCAGAAAGCAGGAAAACUAAUACAAGGGGAAGUGCCUGGAACGCAGAAUCUCAAUGCCCACGUCCAUAAUAUGGCAAUGGUCACCAUCACCUCCCGGGAUGAUUGUGAGCGUUAAAGGCGCUCACAAAGCAGAGGGGAGACACCGGGAGGGCGCCCUUCAAAGGCUGGGGGCUCCCCGCUUUCCCCUCCCAGGAAAAGCCUAGCUUCCCGGAACCGAGCCGCGUCUCCCUCCGGGCCGCGCGAGGGCGCUGUGGCCGGCGGCGGCCUGGGGCGCUACAUGGUCACGGCGCGGAGCGGAGGGGCAGC